UCUCUCCUCUCUCAAUCCAAACCAAAUAUCGUCAAACAAAAAUUCACUCUCUAAACCCUAGUUUCAUCCCUAAUUUCCAUAUCCAAAUUUCUCCCUAAUUCCUUUAAAUCCCAGUAGUUACUCGAAUUAGAAACAUAAUUUCUUUCUGAAAGGGACGUGUUCGAUUAUCGAAUCAAUUUGUCGGGAGCUUAUUUUAUUCAAUCUUUUUAUUGCUUGGGGAUUCGAAGGAACUUUCGGAGAAAGAUACGUUUUUACAGCGUUGGAGCAUCUCGAAGUUUAGCUUUUGAAAGUGAUUCGUUGAAUUUUAUUGCUGCCUAAGCUUAUUUCAAGUAAAUUUUGGUUAAAUUUUGAAGAAUGUUGUGUGAAAUAAUUUUCUUUCCGUUCUCUGAAUAGGAGGGGUUUGGACAGGAAAGGUAUUUGUACCUUGUUUUUCUCAACACUUAUUAGCUUGAUUCUGGUUCUUCUGUUGGAUUCAAGUGUUUUCAUAGCAUUAGUGAAGAUUGAAAUUUGAAGGAGCUAUCAUGGAUUAUGCACUUUCUGAUAGUAGCGGAACAGAUGAUGACUUCCCUCCUUCACAUCAAAAUCGGUUUCAUAGAGGGGGUCGCACUGCUGCUGGGAAUGGAAGAUCAGCAGUUGUAGGUUCUGCUCCUUUGCCUCGAAUGCAUGGUGACAUGGAAACUCAAAUCCAUCUCAUUGAGCUGGAAGCAUACUGUUCGGUCUUACGGGCCUUCAAAGCUCAAGCAGAUGCUUUAACUUGGGGGAAGGAAAGUUUAAUUACUGAACUCAGAAAGGAGUUGAGAGUAUCUGAUGAGGAACAUAGGGAACUUCUAUUGACGGUUAAUGCUGAUGACAUGAUUCUUAGGAUAAGGGAAUGGAGAACGAUGAGUGGGCUCCAGCCUGGAAUGCUCAGUACCAGUCAGCCUAUUCAUGACCCUUUACCUAGUCCAACUGUAUCAGGAUCACGCAAAAAGCUGAAAACGUCACAGACUGGAGCUUCAUUAUCUAUGGGUGGACCAUCUCCUGCAUUGCAUCCAUCUAUGCAACCAUCGUCAUCGGCCAUGAGACGGGGUCCUCCCCUAGGAACAAAGAGCAAGAAGUCAAAAUUAUCGACACGGUACCCUUCCACAGGUGUUCCUGAAACUCCCCAGGCUCUUAAUCGUUCUUCUUCAGGGGCUUUUGCAACUAAUGAAACUGCCGAAGCUGCACCAUAUGAUCCGUUAAUUGGAAGGAAAGUUUGGACUAGGUGGCCUGAAGAUAACCAUUUCUAUGAAGCUGUUAUAACAGACUUUAACCGAGUUGAGGGGAGGCAUGCUUUGGUUUAUGAUAUCAAUACGGCAGAUGAAACCUGGGAAUGGGUCAAUCUCAAAGAGAUAUCUCCUGAAGACAUUAGAUGGGAAGGUGAAGAUCCUGGAAUAUCCCAUAGAGGUGGUCGUCCAGGACCAGGCCAAGGGGUUAAGAAGUCCAUGGCUCGUGGUGGCAGGGUUGCUGGAGCAGGAAGAGGUCGGGGAAGUUUAAAGGGUGCCAAAAAAGAUUUUCCUUCUAAGCAAAAUGGCAUUGGAAGGAAGGCUUUGGGUGAUAUUGAGAUACUUCAUACAGAUACUCUAAUUAAGGAGGUGGAAAAAGUUUUUGGCGCAAGCCAUCCUGAUCCCCUAGAGACUGAGAAAGCAAAGAAAGUGCUGAAAGAGCACGAACAAGCGCUGGUUGAUGCAAUUGCUAGGCUUGAAGAUGCAUCUGAUGAUGAAAGUGCAGAUGGAGAGCACCGACUCUCACAAGGGCAAUCAAUGGAUCAAGAAAGAGUGGAGAAAGCGGCAGUACGAUGAGAUGGGUGAAGGUAGGAUGAUCGAAGGGUCUGAUGGCAAUAAAUGACCAACCAACGAGUGAUAGUCGUCAAAGCAAGUUUGGGGGUUUGGGGGGGGGUUAACGACAUGCAAUUUUAGCCACAACUUCUGUAUAUCCCAUCGUAGCAGCAGCAUUGUCAACUUCGAGUGCUUGUAUCUUGUUUAAUCCUCCUGACCUUCUACCAGCUAAGGUAAUGUCUUAUCCUUUUAGUUAUCUGGCUCAUUGGAUUUAGUUUUAUUGUAACCUUAAUUUAAACUAAGGUAGGAAAAUGCUUGUAUCAUUAAUCUUUUAGAUGCUAGUUCUCAUAUGUCUGACCAUUUAGAAGUUUAUAAGUACACAUUUUGUUUGAUUUUUUA
Molecule: messenger RNA, 2195 nt
Organism: Hibiscus syriacus
Lineage: Eukaryota; Viridiplantae; Streptophyta; Magnoliopsida; Malvales; Malvaceae
Product: protein EMSY-LIKE 3-like
Exons: 11
Coding region: 522-1820 (432 amino acids)
Biological process (GO): defense response to fungus
Cellular component (GO): nucleus
Source: RefSeq, a predicted model, not a curated record